UGGUAAAAUAACGGCAUUAUAACGGUGUAACGGUGAGGGUAGAGAGUACUGGGAGAAAGAUGUAGCGAAUAUAUGUUUAAUUACAGUGGAAUACGGAGAGAUACUCGUUUACAGUCAGUCCUCCGCCCCCUAUCUCUGCCUUCACUAUCGAUGAGAGAUACUAUUUUCUCAGCUCUUCUCAUUUUAACUGACUAGUUUUGUGAUUGCGUUUUUUAUUGCGAGACUGGAAUAUAAUUUCUGUAUUUUUAUACGUUCUCUUUCUGAACACCGGAAUUAUUUCUGUGCGUCGGUGUGAAACAUGAGCGGCGGGUUAUUCGUUCAUUUUUCUCCUCGGUGCUGAGGGAUCAUUUUUAGCAUGCUAAGAAACUGACAUGCCGAUGGAACAUGUCCUAUGUUCCCUUUCAAGAUGCACGGUAUGCUGUUCCCUCCUCCCAUCACCCCCAGUCCUCCUACGCUGUGCCGUCCUACGCUGCUCCAUCCUACGAGCAUUCGGGCUGGAACGCACGUCACUGCAUGAUACCUGGAAAUCAGCUCUACAUGUUGGACCAAGAGGAGGUUCAUCCUUUACUGAUGCGCGAGCGGCGCUCCGAGUCGCACAGGAACAAACUGUUGCGACGCACGGUCAGCGUACCCGUGGAGGGGCGACACCAUCCUGAAAUGGACUCCGCUCGCCUCAGGCGGAAGAGCAUUGCCACUGGGCGCCAGCCGAGCAUGGAGACCCCUCCCAUAGCCCCCCCUCAACCUUUCCGACAGUCCAGUUUUCUCGGCCGAAGACUGAAAGGGUCUAUAAAGCGGGCGAAGAGCCAGCCUAAGUUGGACAGAACCAGUAGCUUCCGGCAAAUGAUUCUCCCACGUUUCCGCAGUGCUGAUCAGGACAGGACUCGCCUGAUGCAGAGCUUCAAAGAGUCCCAUUCCCAUGAGUCCCUGCUGUCUCCCAGUAGUGCAGCGGAGGCACUGGACCUCACACUGGACGAGGAUGCCAUCAUCAAACCAGUUCACUCCAGCAUUCUAGGACAGGAGUACUGCUUUGAGGUGACGACUGCUUCUGGAACAAAGUGUUUUGCCUGUCGGUCGGCUGCAGAAAGAGACAAAUGGAUUGAAAAUCUACAGAGAGCCGUCAAGCCAAACAAAGACAACAGUCGGAGAGUGGACAAUGUGUUGAAGUUGUGGAUCAUCGAGGCUCGGGAGUUGCCACCCAAAAAGCGCUAUUACUGUGAACUGUGUUUGGACGACAUGCUGUAUGCACGCACCACCAGCAAACCCCGCACCGACACCGUCUUCUGGGGUGAGCACUUUGAAUUCAACAACCUCCCAGCUGUCCGCAACCUCCGCCUUCAUCUCUACAAAGAGACAGACAAAAAAAGACGAAAGGAGAAGAGUACAUAUUUAGGACUGGUCAGCAUUCCCAUAUCCAGUAUCACUGGUCGGCAGUUCGUAGAGCAAUGGUAUCCAGUGAUUCAGCCCAGUGUCCUGGCUAAAGGAGGAGGCGUAGGAGGGGGCAAGAUCAUCAACGCUUCUUUGCGGCUCAAGUCUCGCUACCAGACCAUGAGUAUCCUGCCAAUGGAUCUGUACAAAGAGUUUGCAGAGUAUGUCACCAACAACUAUCGGACACUGUGCGCCGUCCUGGAACCACUGCUUAGCGUCAAAAGCAAAGAGGAGGUGGCAUGUGCGCUGGUGCACAUUCUGCAAAGUACAGGAAAAGCAAAGGACUUUCUUUCAGACAUGGCGAUGUGUGAGGUGGACCGAUUUAUCGACCGAGAGCACCUCAUUUUUCGAGAGAACACCCUAGCCACCAAAGCUAUAGAAGAGUACCUCAAACUCAUCGGACAUAAGUACCUCAAAGAUGCUUUAGGUGACUUUAUUCGAGCCCUGUAUGAGUCAGAGGAGAACUGUGAGGUUGAUCCUAUGAGGACUCCACCUUCUGUUUUACUGGACCAUCAGGCCAACCUUCGCAUGUGCUGUGAGCUUGCUCUCUGCAAAAUCGUCAACUCUCAUUGCGUGUUUCCCCGUGAGCUGAAGGAGGUCUUUGCUUCCUGGCGAGUACGUUGUGCUGAGAGAGGAAGGGAGGACAUUGCCGACCGUCUAAUCAGUGGCUCUCUUUUCUUGCGCUUCCUCUGCCCUGCUGUCAUGUCCCCCUCCUUAUUUAACCUCACCCAGGAAUACCCUGAUGAGCAGACAUCUCGAACACUUACACUCAUAGCCAAAGUUCUGCAGAACCUUGCCAACUUCUCAAAGUUUGGCAGUAAGGAGGAAUAUAUGUGCUUCAUGAAUGAGUUUUUAGAGAUGGAGUGGGGUUCCAUGCAGCAGUUUCUGUAUGAGAUCUCCAAUCUAGACAGCAUAACCAAUGCAGGUGCUUUUGAGGGCUACAUCGACUUGGGAAGGGAGCUCUCAGUUCUGCACAGCCUUUUGUGGGAGGUCAUGGCCCAGCUUAGUAAAGAUGCCAUCAUUAAACUCGGACCAUUACCUCGCCUUCUGAAUGACAUUAGCAUGGCUCUUCGCAACCCACAUCUUCAAAGACAGCCCAGCCACCAGACAGAAAGACAACCUUCAGAGAGACAAACCGACCGGCUGCUGUCACGGCCAAGCUUUAACAGGGGAGUCUCAUCCGAAUUUCAGAACCUCAUGAUGAGGGACCUCAACAGUUCCAUAGAUAUCACUCGCUUGCCUUCCCCAACCUCCGCUCUGUCCAGUGGUGGGAUUCCUGCAUCGCGGCCCGGAAUGGGAGGUUAUGCCGAUCGGGAUCAUCCACACCGGGCCUCUUCUAAAGAUGUUUUUUUUGUCACUCGUCCCCCACUGGCACGGUCUAGUCCUGCAUACUGUACUAGCAGCUCUGAUAUUACCGAUCCAGACCCAAAGGACUCCAGAAUGAACAGCGUCUCUAACCUGCAGUCUGUGGGGGACAUGCUCAACUCUCCCCAGGCCUCGCUUGCUGGCUUUGGUGGCCUCGGUGGUGCAGGAGGAGGCCUUGGCGGUCAGCUGCGCGCCGGAGGAGGACGGAUGUCGGCCGGCUCGGGUGGCUCCAGCGUGUCCGGUGGCCUGAGACUAAGUCAGCUGAGCCAGACGGGUACCACCACGGACUCGCUGUCCCAGCAGCAGCAGGCGGCUGCACUACGCUACCCCCUCUCUUUCCAGAACCCUCUUUUCCACAUGGCUGCAGAUGGGCCCCAGCUACAGCGACAGCCAAGCCGUGCUCAGGUGCCUCCACCCCUCUUGCUCGCCCCAGAGCCAGAUUCGUCACACCCCGCAUACCUGCCGCAGUUUGCACGCGGCGCCUUCUCCCGGAGCGAGGACCUGUCCACACUCAGGCCAGGGCCACACCUCGCUCAGCCCAGCAUAGUCCACUCUCACAGCUACAGCGACGAUUAUACUCGCCAUGGCCAUGAUUAUGGCCGACGACAAAUCUCUAUGCACAUGCAGGAUAACCUCCAGCAGUCACAAAUGAUGGGCAUGACCUCACAAACAGGCACAUCUCAUUCCUCGCUUGCCUCACCUCCCUCCACCGUGCAGCCUGUCCGUCAAACCUCCAUAGCCCCACCUUCCACACAGCGGAUGAAGUCCCAAACCUCCCAUCAGCUUUCGGUGAGCUCGGCCGCUGGUGCCACACCUCCAACCAAGACGAGGCCACAGAGCGGGAACCUGCUCCAAUCUCCCGAGUCUGGAUUUGGAGCAAGGCAGCAGGGUCCUCGACAGCAGCUGUCCGUCAAGGAUAACACAGCGCCAGGCCUGCCUCAUCAGCACAGCUCUACCCGGGAGAGCCAGGGAUCACAGGGCUCUCAGGGGGGGACGCCACAAUCGACACAGCAAUUGCACAAGGAGCGACAGCACUCGCAACAACAUUUACUCAAGCCUUCCAUCAGCAAACAGGGCUCAUCUCCCAACACCCUAAACCCACUCACCCCUGCUUCAGAAAGGACGGUUGCUUGGGUGUCCAACAUGCCACACCUGUCUGCUGACAUUGAGAGUUCUCGCAUAGAGAGAGAGGAAUACAAGCUGAAGGAGUACUCCAAAAGCAUGGACGAGUCACGUUUAGAUAGGGUGCGUGAAUAUGAGGAGGAGAUUCAAUCUCUGAAGGCGCGGCUGAUGAUGUCCCAUCGAAAGCUGGAGGAGUAUGAGAGGAGGCUACUCACUCAGGAGCAGCAGACCAACAAGAUCCUGCUACAGUACCAGAGUCGCCUGGAUGACAGUGAGAGGAGGCUGAUGCAACAGCAGCUGGAGAAGGACUCCCAAAUAAAAGGAAUAAUUGACAGACUCAUGGCAGUGGAGGAUGAGUUGAGGGUUGGGGCAGCAACUGAGCAUAAAGCCAGAAUGUUUGCAGAUCAGGGGAGGCGGCAGUCCAUCCUAGUGCAGCCCCGUCUUGCUCCCGUCCCUCCUCGAAUGCACAGCCAAUCGCACAGCUUUGUGGAGGACAAUCUGGAACCUAAUUGGAUGCCUCAGCUUGGACAGCCUUCUGAAUGGCGUGGUUUUAAUGCGAGGGCGAUGUCGCGUGAUUCACUUGCUUGACAGAGAGGAAACUGAGGCUCGGAACAUAUGUUCCAGAGCCCCAGAAGACCCAAAGUGAAUAUAGGUACCCUCUCUAAUAUUCUUUCUGUUUCAUAUUAGGAUGUUCACUUCUAUUAUGAACUUUGAUGCCUUACAGGCAUUUGUGGGUGUGCAUGCAUGUCAGGGAUGACUUCUACGUCUAAACAUUUGAGCAAUGAAAAACUCUUUAGAAAAGUGAAUAAAAGUAUAAAGCACUCAUCAAAUAGUGGAGCACAUUUCAUCUUAAAAUAUGAACGGUGGGUGAGGAACGUUUUAAAGGUGCUGUUCUUUUAGUGUGUUUCCUAAACAGAUACUAAAAGAUAUAAAU
Molecule: messenger RNA, 4846 nt
Organism: Trichomycterus rosablanca
Lineage: Eukaryota; Metazoa; Chordata; Actinopteri; Siluriformes; Trichomycteridae
Gene: syngap1b
Product: synaptic Ras GTPase activating protein 1b
Exons: 22
Coding region: 385-4500 (1371 amino acids)
Biological process (GO): regulation of GTPase activity
Source: RefSeq, a predicted model, not a curated record